Molecule: messenger RNA, 3355 nt
Organism: Limanda limanda (common dab)
Lineage: Eukaryota; Metazoa; Chordata; Actinopteri; Pleuronectiformes; Pleuronectidae
Gene: zbtb33
Product: zinc finger and BTB domain containing 33
Exons: 2
Coding region: 167-2050 (627 amino acids)
Biological process (GO): regulation of transcription by RNA polymerase II
Cellular component (GO): nucleus
Molecular function (GO): DNA-binding transcription factor activity, RNA polymerase II-specific; protein binding; RNA polymerase II cis-regulatory region sequence-specific DNA binding
Source: RefSeq, a predicted model, not a curated record
GCUCGUCAGUGCUGCACCACAGCGAUCCCUGGAGGCGGAGCGGGUAGCCGGGGAGCAGCAGGAGGCUGGCUGUUGUUAGCUCUUGUUUGUAGCCACAGAAGUUUCCAUCUGCAGCUGGUGGCGGCUGCUCCUCUCAGGCUGGGCUCAGAACAUCCAGGUUGCAGACAUGCCAAGUCUAAAGCUGAUCUCUGCGACGGACACGCAGUACUCAACGACUGUGCUCAAGUCCAUGAAUGAGCAGAGAAAUCAUGGAUUGUUCUGUGACAUCACCAUCAUCAUCCAGGACAAGAAAUUCAGGGCUCACAAAACCAUCCUGUCUGCCUCCAGCACGUACUUCCACCAGCUCUUCACUGUAGCCGGACAAGUGAUCGAGUUAAACUUCAUCAGGGCGGAAAUCUUUGAGGAGAUUCUCAACUACGUGUACAGCUCCAAGAUCGUCCGUGUGCGCUCCGACAUGCUGGAGGAGCUCAUCAAUGCUGGAAAGAUACUGGGAGUGAAGUUUAUCGCAAACUUGGGGUCUCCAUUGUCGCACGUGAAGGGGCUGCCUGGUCUGUCAAAAGAGCCAGAGAACAAAAAUGAGACGCCCGCCGAGGUGAUGCCGAUCAUCACGGAGUCCUUCUCGAUAUCUGCAGAGGAAUUCAAUCAGACGAGCAGAGCUGCGGAAAAUGACUCGGACUCGGACGGCGACGUUAUGUUUGUCUCGCAGACGAAGGCUAAGGCAGCCGGUCAGAAAGCCGACUCCUGUGAGAUAAUUGACGUGGAAAAAGCAGGAGCAGAAAAUGUAACAGAAGUGGAAAAUAUAGAAUCAAAUCACGCAGAUGCAAAACAUAAAGAUAUACCCACAGCUUCCCCGAAACCACAAGCUGCUAAGAGUCCCAGUGUCAGCUCCAGUAAGCCCAGUUUACCGGACAGCAGCCCUCUGCACAGCCCAGACUCCAGCUCCAAUAACCUGUCUUCCCCGGCUAGAGUUUCCACAGGAAGUGCUCCCACAACACCAGCCAGGUCCAGCAGUGUCACCCCCGAGCCCUCCAGUGCCGCCCAGUCUUCCGAAAACAGCGACAUCCCGGGAGUCCACAAAAAACAAGUCUCUACUUCAACUCAGGCGGGGAAUUCCAAAAUAAGGCUGUUGGAUGUUUUCGAGAGUCCUAACCAGCCGAAUCAGGCUGACAUCCCCAAAUCAGCAAUCGCAGCAAAAAAGACGGUGACACUCAAUACAGCCACAGAGAUGGAUUCCAUUUCUUCGGGCUGUAAAGUUUAUGCCAAUAUUGGAGAAAAUACUUAUGACAUUGUCCCAGUGAAGGAGGAUCCAGGGGAGGGAGGCUCUAAAGCAUUUAAAGGGAAGAGGUCAUUGAUGGCAACGCCUUUGAAAACCUUCGAUAAAAUACCGUUGUCCCCGAAGGGCGUCCCAAACAAGAAGAGCAAAACCGAGCUGGAGGAUCACUACGAGCUGAUCAUGGACGGGAAGACUUUCUUCGUGUGCGUCAUCUGCAAGCGGCCCUACGUGUGUCUGACCAGCCUCCGCCGGCACUUCAACACCCACUCGUGGGAAAAGAAGUACCCGUGUCGCUUCUGCGACAAAGUCUUUGCCUUGGCCGAGUACAGAACUAAACACGAAAUCCACCACACAGGAGAGAGGAGGUACCAGUGCUUGAUGUGUCAAGAAACAUUCCUGAACUACCAGUUACUGUCCACCCACUGCAAGCAGGCCCACAACCAGGACCCCAGCGGGAGGAAGGAGAAAGACGACACGGACAACAACUUGUACCGCCUGCUGCCGUGCAAAUCGGUGCAGAUGAAGCCGUACUCGUGGGCGACCGAGGGACCGGGGGUCCCCUGCAUCUCCGAGGACGGCAGCGUGCAUUCCAUAACCACCGGCCGCGAAGACGUCCACUCUUCAACCCAGAGCAGGAUGUUGAACUGGGACGACAUCUUCGUUGAGCCCAAUGCACACAUGCCGCCUGACGCCCACGCCCGACCAGCGUCGACCAUGAACAGCCGGCCCACACAGGCAGCUACCGAGUUUGACUUUGUUAUACCCGAGAACUACUGAGCGGGACGUGCUGCUCCGUUACCUGUGCCUUUUAGGUGCCCCACACACGUUGUCCUCUUUGGUUCCAUGUCGACAAUUUUCUUCGUUAAUUUUCUUCGUUAAUUCUCAAUAGAUUGAACGCAAGGUUCGGCCACAUUUCCGUUUAACAAAAAUGUGUAGUUUUAUUGAACUAAACACAAUGAUGAUGCAGAGCCGCACUGUUAAAGUGAAUCAAAGCUAAACUUUGAGUCCCUCAAUGAUUUCACAGGGACAGGAAAUGGAUGCUUGAGUUUGUGGUGUCGGCUUCAGUUAAAGGAAAUGGUUGCAGUUGACGGAAGUUCAAUGGGACCGUACUUUUUUUUCAUAUUCUGCUUUUGUAAAAGCCUUGAUCGUCCGUAUCAUUGGAGUAAAUGAUAAUGAAAUUAGCAAACAAACAUAGGAGUGGAUCAGCGCAUAACUCAAUAGUUGUAAUAAAAACUAAAGUAUUAAUAGCCUCAAAAUCUAUAUCAGCACAGAAAUUAAACAUUUCAAUUAUGUUUAUUUGAGCCCCCCCCCCAGAUUGGCCAAUUCAGUUAACAAACAGUAAACAGUAAACAGAUUGAGAAUCUUGACUCAAUUUCGAGGAUCAGAUGUAAGUUUUAACAGAUGUGAGACCCAAUUCUGCACGAGAGAAAAUGAUUUGAAAUGUAUUCUUUCAUUAUGUGAUUGUCGGCGAUCAUACAUCUGGGUCAUGUAGCAGGGAAUAUGCUUUUUUAGUGUUCGUUCUCAGUGGUUGGUGAAUAAUGAGGUUUUAUUCUUUUGUUUGUCAAACUCUUAUUUUGAAGCACCCUGUACAUUUUAAUUUUCUCUUAUUUCAAUGUUUUUUUCCUAUGUUAGAUUUUAUAUUUUGAAGCCAAGUUCUGCCGGCCAUGAAAAGUUGUCCGGAGAUUUUUGCAUUCAAAUGUGAUGAUUGGAUUAUUUCGGUCCUUGGAAAUAGCACUUAGUGUUGUAACACGCUGCAUUUGUUUGUGUGAUGUUUUGAUUUUUUCACAGUGAUCGGUCAGUAUGAGUGAGAAAGUAGUGCUAACAUGCGAAACUCUUCAAAUUCCUGUUGUUCAAUAAAACCAUGCAGAUUGUUUCUUUUUACACAUUAACAUUUGUGUGUGUGAUGUACAAAAUAUAAUUGUGCUAACCUUUUUUUUUUACAGCUUCAGAUUUAUUUAUUAGGUUUAUAGCGUAGAUAAAAUGAAAAUUGUUCUUGGGUCUGUUGGCAUUUUUCUAGAAUGUCCCUUUUCUGUCAAUUGGCAAUGAGAAUUCUGUGGCAGUAAAUAAAUUAUUUUUAAUAAC